AUGGGCAUCAAAUUUUUAGAAGUUAUCAAGCCUUUCUGUGCAGUUCUACCAGAAAUUCAGAAACCUGAAAGGAAAAUCCAGUUUAGAGAGAAGGUACUAUGGACUGCUAUAACUCUCUUCAUUUUCUUAGUAUGUUGUCAGAUACCACUGUUUGGAAUCAUGUCAUCAGAUUCUGCAGAUCCUUUCUACUGGAUGAGAGUUAUCCUUGCAUCCAACAGAGGAACUUUAAUGGAAUUGGGUAUCUCCCCAAUUGUAACAUCUGGUUUGAUCAUGCAGUUGUUAGCUGGAGCCAAAAUCAUUGAAGUUGGAGAUACACCCAAAGAUAGAGCCUUGUUCAAUGGAGCCCAGAAAUUGUUUGGCAUGAUCAUUACCAUUGGGCAAGCCAUCGUGUACGUCAUGACGGGCAUGUACGGGGACCCUGCUGAGAUGGGCGCUGGCAUCUGUCUCCUCAUCAUCAUCCAGUUGUUUGUUGCUGGUUUGAUUGUGCUGCUGUUAGAUGAGCUGCUACAGAAGGGUUACGGCUUGGGGUCUGGGAUUUCCCUCUUUAUUGCCACCAACAUCUGUGAAACCAUUGUCUGGAAGGCCUUUAGCCCCACUACCAUUAACACUGGCCGAGGUACGGAGUUUGAGGGCGCAGUCAUAGCUCUCUUUCAUUUACUGGCCACCAGGACAGACAAAGUCCGAGCUCUGAGGGAGGCUUUCUACCGUCAGAAUUUGCCCAAUCUCAUGAAUCUCAUUGCCACAGUUUUCGUGUUCGCUGUUGUUAUAUAUUUUCAGGGAUUCCGUGUGGACCUGCCCAUCAAGUCAGCCCGCUACCGUGGGCAGUACAGCAGCUACCCCAUCAAGCUCUUCUACACGUCCAACAUCCCCAUCAUCCUGCAGUCUGCCCUGGUGUCCAACCUGUAUGUGAUCUCCCAGAUGCUGUCCGUUCGGUUCAGCGGCAACUUCCUAGUGAAUUUACUAGGACAGUGGGCCGAUGUCAGUGGGGGCGGACCUGCUCGUUCUUACCCAGUGGGUGGCCUUUGUUACUACCUUUCUCCUCCUGAGUCCAUGGGCGCCAUAUUUGAGGAUCCUGUCCAUGUGGUUGUUUAUAUCAUCUUCAUGUUGGGAUCAUGUGCAUUCUUUUCUAAGACAUGGAUAGAGGUAUCUGGUUCCUCAGCCAAAGAUGUAGCUAAACAGCUUAAAGAACAACAAAUGGUAAUGAGGGGCCACAGAGAUACCUCCAUGGUUCAUGAGCUUAAUAGGUACAUCCCCACAGCAGCUGCGUUUGGGGGCUUAUGCAUCGGCGCCCUGUCGGUGUUGGCCGACUUCCUUGGGGCCAUUGGCUCUGGCACUGGAAUUCUGCUUGCAGUCACUAUUAUUUAUCAGUAUUUUGAAAUAUUUGUUAAGGAACAGGCUGAAGUUGGCGGGAUGGGUGCUUUGUUUUUCUAA
Molecule: messenger RNA, 1431 nt
Organism: Rangifer tarandus platyrhynchus (Svalbard reindeer)
Lineage: Eukaryota; Metazoa; Chordata; Mammalia; Artiodactyla; Cervidae
Source: the annotation of a GenBank genome assembly